AUGUUCAUUCCCCUCGCCGCACCGUUGAUGCUCACGGCCGCACCGUCGUCUGGCCCUCCGCCCCUUCCCAAAAACAUUAAAAUCAAGUCCAUCUCUGAAUGGCAGUACUACUUCAACUACAACUAUGGCGUGUUCCGCGCUCCGGCCAACCAGGGCGCCGAAGUAGAGGACCUCGACAUUGACAUUGCCUACGUUGAGGCUCAGACUCCCGGUGCGGCCAAGGAGCCCCUCUUCCUUCCCAAGGUCACGGUUCUCAAACUCCGCGGCGGCGAUAUGAUUGAUGACGACGACGAGCGCAUGGACUACCUCGCCGAAGUGCUUGAAGCCGUCAAGCCCAACGAGUUCCACUGGCUUAGUGAUGAAGCCGGUGGAGGUUACUCCCCCACGGCGCACCUCGUGCACCCCGCCGUCAUCGAGGCCGGCGAGCGCUGGUCCGAGAAGGGCAUGCUUGGCAAGCUCGUGCUGCGAGGAGGCUUCCCGAGCUCGACUUGCCCAGACACGACGUUGAUGAACCCCAACAAGGCCCUCGACUUUGCCUUUCGCAAGUGGUCCAUUGAGGAGAUUUGCUGGGAUCUUGACAGCUUUACACCAACUGCCUCCGUCACCAUUGUCCAGCACUACCUUCAGGCCGUCAACACAGAGUACUGGAAGGGCGCAUGCAAGCGCGUUCCCACACGCGCAUUGAUUUUCUCGUCCGUGCCAAAGGAGGCUCUCGAGCGCAUCCGCAACCUUCCUACCAAGAUUGGACUUGCGGAGCCAGCGGUCGAAUGGCUCCAGGACGUUCUCUUCGUCGGCAAUGGCCAGAGCGUGUCUCGCAUCUGGGGCGAUCACCCGCCGGUGGACGAGCGCCUCUACGCUCGUCUGCGUGCCGAGCUCCUUGUUCUCCAGGACCGCCGCAUCAUGCCCAUGGCGAUGCUCUGGGCGUGA
Messenger RNA from Cutaneotrichosporon cavernicola, 927 nucleotides. RefSeq lists its product as uncharacterized. The transcript has 3 exons. The record is from RefSeq and is a predicted model, not a curated record. NCBI's taxonomy places the organism in Eukaryota, Fungi, Basidiomycota, Tremellomycetes, Trichosporonales, Trichosporonaceae. Bases 1 to 927 code for a protein of 308 amino acids.